Molecule: messenger RNA, 4028 nt
Organism: Pieris rapae (cabbage white)
Lineage: Eukaryota; Metazoa; Arthropoda; Insecta; Lepidoptera; Pieridae
Gene: bel
Product: putative ATP-dependent RNA helicase Pl10
Exons: 13
Coding region: 188-2350 (720 amino acids)
Biological process (GO): cell differentiation; gamete generation
Cellular component (GO): nucleus; P granule
Molecular function (GO): ATP binding; RNA binding; RNA helicase activity
Source: RefSeq, a predicted model, not a curated record
AAUAGUUAUUCAAGUUGGCAAUACUGCAAAAACGGCGAAUGAAAAGUGUUUCCGAAAGAAAUUAUACAUAGCCUUUAAUGUGAUUUUGUGAAUUUGUGUUAGUGCAAAAUUAAUUGUAGACUGUGUUUGGUUUAAAUAAAUAUUUUUGGAGCAAAGUUCCCAAAAAAACGAACCGCUUGGUAGUAAUAUGAGUAAUGUUACCAACCAAAAUGGAACAGGUCUAGAGCAGCAGCUUGCUGGUCUGGACUUGCAGCCUCAGGCUCCUAAGAGUUCUGGCCGCUACAUUCCUCCACAUCUGCGCAAGCAGUUGGAGGCUAAACCUUCUGAAGGAGAAGGGUCUAAGCGUCAAAGCUUAGACAGUGAGGGGCCGGACAGCCGUUCAUCAUACGGUGGCAACUCUAGAACGUACGACCGUGGUGGUCGGCGCGACGACCGCGAGCGUGACCGCGACCAUGAGAACGAUCGCGGCUACGAUCAGCGAUACCCGCGCACUAACCGCGGUCGAGAAUCCGGCAGUCAGAAUGGCGACGCCGAGCGAUACGAGAACGAUCGUUGGACAGACCGUAGUCGGGGAUCGCGCGAUAUUCGCGAACCACGGGAGCCGACGAGGGACAUCAGGAAGGACGAGGACUUCAACGAACCUCCUCAGCCCCGAAACGACCGUUGGAAGGAGCCCGAGCCGAGGGAAGACCGCUCCAACUCGCGCUGGCCAUCUGAUGAUGUCCGUCGCACUGCCUCUCGCAGGGGCGAGGUUCACUCUAACGACUGGACAGUCCCGCUACCUCGCGACGAGCGGCAGGAGUUGGAGCUGUUCGGCACGGGCAACACUGGCAUCAACUUCUCCAAAUACGAGGAUAUACCGGUGGAGGCCAGCGGCGAGAACGUGCCGGAUUUCAUUACAAGCUUUGAGGAUGUUAACUUGACGGAAAUAAUGCGGUCGAACAUAGCGUCCGCCCGAUACGACAAGCCGACCCCGGUGCAGAAGUACGCGAUCCCAAUAGUGCUGGGGCGGCGUGACGUCAUGGCCUGUGCGCAGACCGGCUCCGGGAAGACGGCCGCCUUCCUCGUGCCCAUUCUCAACCAGAUUUACGAGGCCGGGCCUGUUAAGAAUAUGGGCGCGGUUCGAAGAACAGGCCACAAGCAGUACCCGUUAGGUCUGGUGCUGGCACCGACACGUGAGCUGGCAACACAGAUCUAUGAUGAAGCCAGGAAGUUCGCCUAUCGCUCCCGAGUUAGGCCCUGUGUUGUUUAUGGUGGUUCCCCAAUCUACGAGCAGUUCCGCGAACUGGACCGCGGCUGUCACCUCCUGGUGGCCACGCCUGGCCGUUUAGUCGAUAUGUUAGCCCGCGGCCGGGUCGCCCUUGACCACUGCCGCCAUCUGGUGCUGGAUGAGGCCGAUCGGAUGCUGGACAUGGGAUUCGAGCCCCAGAUAAGAAAGAUCGUCGAGUGCCACACGAUGCCCAAGACGGGUGAACGGCAAACGUUGAUGUUCUCCGCCACCUUCCCGAAGCAGAUCCAGGUGUUGGCGCAGGACUUCCUCUAUAAUUAUGUGUUCCUGGCUGUCGGUCGCGUUGGAUCCACCUCGGAGAAUAUUACACAGAAGGUCGUCUGGGUCGAAGAGCAGGACAAAAGGUCCUUCCUGUUGGAUCUGUUGAAUGCUUCCAACCUCUUGCAGCGAGCGCCCUCUGAGGACGACCAGCUCACCCUCGUCUUUGUUGAGACUAAGAAAGGUGCGGAUCAGCUGGAAGAGUUUUUGGACCGCGAUGGCUACCCAGUGACAUCCAUCCAUGGAGAUCGCUCUCAGCGCGAAAGAGAGGACGCCCUGCGCAGAUUUCGUUCUGGACAGACUCCGAUACUCGUGGCCACUGCUGUCGCCGCUAGAGGUCUGGACAUACCCCACGUACGUCACGUGAUCAACUUCGAUCUACCCUCGGACGUGGAGGAGUACGUCCACCGUAUCGGACGUACCGGACGUAUGGGGAACCUCGGUGUUGCGACUUCGUUUUUCAACGACUCGAACCGGGGACUCGCCAGGGACCUGGUGGAACUGCUGGUCGAGGCUAAGCAGGAUGUGCCAAAUUGGCUAACGAGCACGGCCGCGGAUGGACGUGCGGGUGGCGGCGGCAGACGUGCCGGAAGUCGCUCCGGCGGAACUCGGUUUGCCACCGGAAACGGCUUCGGGGCAAGGGACUUCCGGACGCAGUCAAGACAGCAGCCGAGGUCUGCUGGACCUUCCAUGGGUAAUGUGAGCUAUUCAGGUUUCGGGUACGGCGGCGGCUCAUAUGGAGGCAACUAUGGCGGCUCGUACGGCGGCGGCGGCGGUGGCCCGGACUGGUGGGGGGACUCUUAAGCCGAUCAGAGACAACACCGCUCGUCCAUAGAGUUUGAGGUAUGCUGCUAUUAACGGGAUUUUUAAAAAUUGACAAUUUCAGUUUAUUUUUUUUGUAUAUUUUUUGUUAUUUUUCAAUUAAAAAUGUAAUACUGUGCAAGUAAAUUUUGCGUUAAAAAUUAUUUUUGUUCAUAUAUAGUAGCAAUAUGGUCGAAAGAUAAAAAAUGUAUUCAGUUUUUUCAUUUAAUUAAUUUUAAAAAAAUAUCUAUUUAAAUCAAAAAUAAUUAUUGUUUCAUAUAUGGAUUGAAAAAAACAUGUUAUUUUUUGUAUAGAAUCAAUAAAAAAAUGUGUUAUGUACUUACUAAUGUGAUUGUCUAAAUAUCCAGUGUCCUAAGUCCCUUUAACCUGUAAGCGGCAUACCUAAUAAAAAUUCAAAUUACCGUAUUUAUUUAAUAGUUGAAUAUCGGAGCCCUUAGUUCCUUUUUUUAAAGGGUCCAAUGAUUCACCAAACUUUGUUUUUGAUUGUUGCUAUGUAAAUAGUAUUGCAAAGUUUGUAACAAUUUUUCAUUUAUCUCAAAUAAAAUUCAAUGUGUUAAAAUGGUCACAAUCUUUUCAUUGAUGCGGAACUGUCAAAUGCUAUUGUCAAAAAUGGAAUGUCAGCGCCUUGACGCGCGAAAUUUAUGGUCUUGUUAAGGGACGUCAUUAAUAUUUGUCAUCUGUCAAAUUUCGAAUAUUACAGCCGAGUUCUAUUUUCAAAAUGUAGCUCAUAUUCUGGGGCUUAGACAAAAUUCGUCAAUCGUGACCCACUAACGUUGGGCGUGUUUGUAUGGGAAUGACAUUAGGUCACGUUUUGUCACGUGACCACUAUCAUACAAAGUUUGGCGUUAGUGGGUCAAUUGUUGACAAAACCCGGAAUCCGUUUAUUUGUAUUGACAAUUCCAAUUGACAGUUUCGAUUUUUUUUUUCAAGUACUUCCGUUUCGCAAUAGAUGGCGCUAAACUUAAAGAAGUUAAACCAGCAUAUAAAUUUGAAUAUAGUUUUUUGUUCCCGAGGCGGCAAUUUUGAUGGAGGGCGGUGCGUCGCGAUCGUUGAAUCUCAUUUGUGAACGAUCCCGACUUAAAAAUUAGUGUUAGGCCUGCUCUAUGACGUAAUUGAGAGUUGUCAAAAAUUUUGACAGCUCUUGACAGGUUUUAGAACAUGGCCCGUACCUUUGUGAAUCGCGAUUUUAGGCCAAGUUAAUUCUGAUGUAAAAGGUUUUAAACGCUACUAAAAUCACUUUUAAAUCAGUAUUGUUUUAAACCAGACAGAGUUUAUAAAAAUAAUUUGACAGUUAAAACAGAUAACUGAUUUAUUUAGCUCUUAAUAUGUGAUUUCAAUUAUCUCUUAGUGGCUGUAUGAAACCAAAUCUAAGUGGUAUUUUAAAACAUCAGAAUUAGCAAAUUAAAUUUCUAAGUAAUAAUUUUUAUGUCAUUGGUCGCGAUUUGAAAUUAGUCGAUAAAUAUAGAUUUGAUGUUUCUGUAUCGUGUUAAUUUUCUGUCUUCUGAAACACAAUUUCCGAAAAAUCUAAGCAUUUAUGCACCCUAGUAGUCUGUAGGGAUAGAAGCGAUACAGUAUCUAGUUAAAUUUCGUCCGUAGAACAUCUAUCACCGUGGUCUGUAAUUUGAAUGUGAAUUUACAAAAUAAAAAUAAAGAAAUUGAA